CGCACGGCGCGUCCGCGCCCCUACGCCACCUCCUCCUCCUCUCCCCCUCAUUGCGUCGCCAAAUCCGGAUCCCUGCCCCAGCCCUACCCACCGGAGUCGCCCGUGCACUAAUGGAGGAGGAGGUAGAGUCGUCCUCGGCGGUGGCCCUUUUGCUGGUACUGGUGGCGCUCGUCGUGGUGCUAUCGAUGGCGCUACUGGUACACGGCCGGUGGCGUUGGGGACCACCACCAGCGCCACCAAGAGUUGAUCCACCUAGGCCAGGCACCCGCCCAUCCCCCGGCGGCGGAGACGGCGAGGAACGAGGCGGGGGCCGCGGUCGCGCCGGGCGUCGACUUCCACCUUCCCGACGAGAUCCUGGCCAUGAUCCCCACCGACCCGUACGAGGAGCUGGACGUGGCGCGCAAGAUCACCUCCAUGGCCAUCGCCUCCCGCGUCUCCCGCCUCGAGGACGACGCUGCGCGCCUCCGCCGUGACCUUGCCGACCGUGACCGCGCCGAGGCCAACCUCCGCGCCUGCCUCGACGACUCCGACGCGCGCCUGGCCGCCGCUCUCGACGAGAACGCGAAGCUGGCGAAGGAAAGGGACUCGCUCGCGGCGACGGUCAAAAAGCUGACCAGGAAUUUGGCGAAGGUGCGUCCUUUACUAGCUUUCUAGGUCCAUCUGAUGUGCGAAUUCUAUCAAUUCUGAUCUGAAGUUUUGGCUUUGGCAUGAAUUGUUAUGUGAACCCUGCAACAUUUGAUUAGAGGUGUGUUUCAAGUGUACAUUUACUGGAAUUGUUGGGGACUUUGAUCAGACACUGUUCUUUUAGUGUUGU
Messenger RNA from Zea mays, 814 nucleotides. RefSeq lists its product as uncharacterized. Lineage: Eukaryota; Viridiplantae; Streptophyta; Magnoliopsida; Poales; Poaceae. The transcript is spliced from 2 exons. Bases 361 to 654 code for a protein of 97 amino acids. The record is from RefSeq and is a predicted model, not a curated record.